AUGCCACCAAACAGCUAUUUCCUUCAAAUAAAGUUAGCGCGAGGGCGAUGCGCCAGCACUAUUCCUCCAACACCAUUCUCUAACACAUUCCCCAACGCCAUUCCCCCACACCAUUCUCCAACGCUAUUUCUCCAACAUCAUUCCUUCACCAUCCUCCAACACCAUUCCUCCAAUACCAUUCCCCAGCACCAUUCUCCGCUAGUCUCCAACACCAUUCCUCCAACACCAUCCCCCCAACACCAUUCCUCCAACACGAGUCCACCAUCCUCCAACACCAUUCCUCCAACACGAGUCUCACCAUCUCCACCAUUCCUCCACCCAACAUCCUUCCAACACCAUUCCCCAACCCUUUCCUCCCAACACCAUUCUCCCAACACCAUUCCUCCAACACCAUUCCUCCAACACGAGUCCUCCACCAUCCCUCCAACACCAUUCCCCCAACACAUCCCUCCAACACCAUUCCCCCAACACCAUUCCUCAACACCAUCCUCCACACCAUUCUCCAACACGAGUCCUCCAUAUCCCUCCAACACCAACACCAUUCUCCACCAUUCCCCAACACCAUUCCUCCAACACGAGUCCCUCACCAUCGCCUCCAACACCAUUCCCCACACUAUCCUCCAACACCAUUCCCCACAAACACAUCCCUCCAACAACCAUUCUCCAAACGAUUCUCCAACACACCUCCAACACAUUCCCCAACACUAUCCCUCAACACCAUUCGCAACACCAUUCCCCCACCAUUCCUCCAACAAUCCCUCCACUAUCCCCCCAACACCAUCCCAACACUAUCCCUCCAACACCAUUCCCCCAACACCAUCCCUCCAACACCAUCCCUCAAACACCAUUCCUCCAACACAUCCUCCAACACCAUCCUCCAACACCAUUCCCCCCCAACGCCCAUUCCUCCUAUCCCUCCAACACCAUCCCCCACACCAUUCCUCCAACACCAUCCUCCACACCCAUCCCCCCAACACCAUUCCUCCAACACGAGUCCUCCACUAUCCAACACCAUCCUCCACACCAUUCCUCAACACAUUCUCCAACGCCAGUCCUCCAACUAGGAAAUAUACAGCACCACACAAAGUUCGAACAGCAAUUAAAACUCGGAAUUAG
Penaeus vannamei (Pacific white shrimp) is the source of this 1116-nucleotide messenger RNA. The record is from RefSeq and is a predicted model, not a curated record. NCBI's taxonomy places the organism in Eukaryota, Metazoa, Arthropoda, Malacostraca, Decapoda, Penaeidae.